AUGGCUCAUUCUCCCCGCAAGGUCCCGCUCUCCCUGGGCGACGAUGCUAUACGACCACGAACGAAAUCCAACACUUUCAGUUUCACGAGACGUGCCUAUUUCUGCGGUGUAGUGGUCGAAGGAGCCGACUAUGGAGAGGAAUUGUCUCAAGGUGCGUGCCAGGCGCACAUGAGCAGGCCGUACCACGUGGAGGUCUGGCGGAGCCAAACGACGAGGAUUCAUGGACUGAACAUACGUGUAGACAUGCGCGAUCUCAUCCAAUCACUUGGUGAUAGGAUGGAUCUCGGGUCAGAGCCGGACCCGAUGGAAUGUCAUUCUCCACCACUUGUGGACUUGUCUCCCGGCUCUCGCCGGCCUGCAAUGACCGAUUUUACUGGUCUUGCGGAUAUUGUCAAGGAACUGCUAACCACUGAACGCUCAUACGUCAAUCGACUCAAGAUGCUCAAAGACGAUUAUGCCGACCCUUUACGAAGUUUCGCUCGCAGCAAGGAUACUGCGGUUCUUCCACUGUAUGAAGCCAAGACGCUGUUCGGCAAUAUAGAUCAUCUGCUGCCGGUCAAUCAAGCGUUCCUGGAGGACCUUGAGAAGAUGGGUCGGGAGGGCGGCCCUGGAGUAGGCGAUGUGGCAUUGAAACACUUCAAGGAGUUGAAGGGGUUUGAGCACUACAGGAAAUACUAUUCCAAACGGGAAGAAGCUCAGAUGAUUUUCGAGCGCGAGGCGAAGAAGUCUUCUACCUUUGCGCAGUUCCUUGACCGUGUCAAAUACUCUGGACCUGAUGUCAAGAACCGUGUAGGACUGCGUGAACUAUUGAUGGAGCCCGUGCAGCGCAUACCCAGAUAUACCUUGAUGUUCCGCUCCAUGAUCAAAUUGAUGGCCAUUGGAGAUCCUCAACGUCAGGCACUCAUGGAAGCUGAUGAGAUCGCUGCUCAAAUAGCUGCAGCGGAGGCGGACGAGGAGACGAAACGGGCGCAGAUCCUAUAUUGCCUCAACUCCAGUAUAGAAGAUUUCCCUCCUGCUCUCUUCUCGAACUCACGUCGCUUCGUUGAUUGUAUCGACGUUGAGGAUGUCCUUCUCGAUAAUUCUGGACCAUCUGCUGUGGCGGCCGGCGGUGCCGGUGGGAGUCAGCCAGGCGGAAAUCUUCACUGUAGUCUUUUCUUAUUUGACGACAAACUCAUGAUCACGAAAAGACCGGCGAGUGGUGAUAAAGGUGGCAGGGAGCUUGCUGGACUAGAUGAUCCCGAGAAAACCACCAAGGCGGGCGGGAUCCUGCUUGGAAGCAAGAAGAAAACUGGCAUGAGUUACAAGGGCGUGGUGGAUGUUGUGGAGGUUGCCGUAGCUGAUGUCGGUGGCGCAGACAUACACAUGUUCCUCGAGCGCCCUCCACGAGACCAGAGUGACCGUUGGUCCGGGCGGCCUUUUCGUGCUCUUACAGUAACUCUUCCUGCGAACCCCAACGCCGACACGGUAGCCUUGCAGGAAGACAAGGCGCGGUUUUUGCAGAACUUCUGGGAUGUUCAAGCAAGAUAUCGGACGAAGCUUAACCAGUCUGUUGUACUCCGCUCUUCGGACUUUGAAGUGGAGAAUAGAGGGAGCAAGAUCACAAAUGCUAUCACGUAUUUCAACGUGUACACCAGAAUUGGUUAUCUCGAAGAGGCCAAGAAGCCGAAGGUUGUCCUUCAUCUCGAUCCUUCGGGGACUGCGGAUCCAAUACCACUCGCAAUACGUAGCAGCCCGUUAGUUGCUGUGCGGGUACAACCGCUGGAGGGCGAGUUGUGCCGAUACAAGGUCACGACCAGCGAUCCUGGCAUUGAAGAAGACGAGGACAUCGUGCAGACUAAUCGGCUUCCUGAACGAGUAGUGCAUACAAUCCAUCAGUACGGUCUUUUCAACUUCAGCACCGGACGUGCGUCUCUUCCUCCAACGCCAUCGACAACUCGCUCACGGGCGAAUAUCUUUGGGCUUGAUGCCAUCAGUCGUAACAUAUUCAAGUCGGAUCGACCAAAAUCCGUGAUGGGCGAGUCGUUUAUGGGGUCAGCCGUUGGCCAUCGACGGUCAAAGACGUCAUAUGCCGGUAGUCGGACGUCGACGUACACGGAAGCGUCAUCCGCGAACGAUGACAAUAUCUCUCGAUUCUCACGUGCCAAUUCGACUACCACGGCAGCAACUUCACUUGAUGACAGCUCCAUUGGUAGUAAUGGCGGGCGAUCUCGUUCUCUGCCGCGCGGGGGAAGGAGGCUUGUCAAGAGGAAACAACCAAGGCUGAAUGGGUCUGACAGCGAAGGAUCGCCACCCAAGCGGAACAGCAUCGCAUCUCUCCCGGUGGCAGGACCCUCCGGAAUGGCCGCUGACGACGAGUAUGACAGCGGACGGGAAUUCGGGGCAGCACCGCGGGCGCAUCGUGGAAUGAAUUUGGAUCCAUCUGAACGUGACCUUGCAUUACGCUUGGAACUGGCUCGACGCAACGGUGAGAGCCAACGCGAUCAACAAUACCCUCCUCUUUUGAUGGACACCGAUUACGGUCGCGAACGAACCUCAAUGCGGCCACAUUCAAGGGCUUCUAAGGAGCUGCCGCCUGCUCCUGUGGAGGAGCUGUCUGAUGAGGAUCCUCCGGAUACACAUCCGACCGCAGGUCCAUCAUAUAGGGAUCGCUCAAAUUCUGGACAUUCCGUGGACCUACGACCGAUGGGUCCACGGGCGAUCUCACCUCUUUCAUCCAUAAGGGGCGCACAGGUGUUAUCAGUGCAACCUAUUCCAUCCGAACUUGCUAUGGGAACUCCUCUGAUGAAUCUACCUUCAACGACGGCGUUGUCAAGAAGGACACCUAUUCCUCGUAGUAGACUGCAGCAGUUCAGUCGCACAGGCAGUCUGGAUGAGACUCCUAGACCUCCCUCAACGGACACACUACGUACUCCUGGAAGUGUAGAACCUCUGGCGAUCAGGAAGAAGGCGUCGAUACGGACCAAUGCGAGCACGUCCUCAUCGGGUUCUUGGAAAAGAGCGUUCACCUCCGUGACGCAUAGUGCGCCCGGAGGAGGCUCGCGUUCGCCAAGUCGUUCACCUCGCGGAGAGCCUUCCGGCUUACCGAUGGAGAAGGAAUUGGUUGCGGAGAACAUGGCGCGCAUGAUUAGACUAGUUGAGACGACUAAGGAAGACAUAGAGUCUUCUCGCCGUGCUGUCAAGCGUAUCAAGCUAGAGUCAGAGAAGUUGCGGACAUUGACGCCUGCUACGCCUGCGACUCCAACCACUGAAGAGCCUGCUGAUCGACCAACGUCGCCGCCGAGGACCCCAGGUAGACUUAUGCCAAGGCCUCCACCUGCUCAACCUUUGACCAGAGAGGCACAAGCGCGGAUGGAGGAAAUGCAGCGGCUAAUCGGCAAACGCAACAUCAACCCGCUGCUAGAAAGCUCACAACGCUCUCGGACUGGCAGCGUUGCUGGCGUUGGAAGCCCUCCAUCGCCACGAAUAGUGGAUCCUCCUCCACGGCUGAAGGAGGCGACGCGUGUGCUUGACGAUCUCGUUGAUCAGGUCGACGCUGGCCUGGACAAGGCGUUGAAGGGACAGGAGACUCUUCAAGGUGAGCUGCAGGGAUUGACCACCGGCUUCGAGGAGCAAUAUGUGCAGUACGAACAGAUGAGCGAGGAACUGCGCAGCGCAAACCGACAAUGCGUAGUGCUUAAGAGCCUCCUGAAUGACACUCACAAAGAGCAGUCCCGCAUGUACAAGGCGUUCAACGAAGAACUCGAUCACAUAUUCAAUGAUCUGGGUCUUCCUGAAGAUGAAGCUCGGACUGCACUAGCCAUGCAGCUGCGCGCAGCCAAGGAAGAGAAGAAUGAGCUACUCGCGGAGAACGCACGGUUGAAAUGGCGGCUACAAGACACCGAGAUGCGGAAAGACGAGUGGGGAGCAAUUUUACGAUCACAUGGACUAAUCUCUUGA
Molecule: messenger RNA, 3936 nt
Organism: Laetiporus sulphureus 93-53
Lineage: Eukaryota; Fungi; Basidiomycota; Agaricomycetes; Polyporales; Laetiporaceae
Product: RhoGEF-domain-containing protein
Exons: 13
Coding region: 1-3936 (1311 amino acids)
Molecular function (GO): guanyl-nucleotide exchange factor activity
Source: RefSeq, a predicted model, not a curated record